This is a messenger RNA of Dermochelys coriacea (leatherback sea turtle), 1961 nucleotides long. RefSeq names its product granulocyte-macrophage colony-stimulating factor receptor subunit alpha-like. Bases 16 to 1503 code for a protein of 495 amino acids. Gene Ontology annotation, biological process: cytokine-mediated signaling pathway. The record is from RefSeq and is a predicted model, not a curated record. Lineage: Eukaryota; Metazoa; Chordata; Testudines; Dermochelyidae. Gene Ontology annotation, molecular function: protein binding; cytokine receptor activity. The transcript is spliced from 14 exons. Gene Ontology annotation, cellular component: external side of plasma membrane; membrane.
UCAGGAGUGACUCAAAUGAAGGAGAUUAAAGAAGUUCCGGAAACUACAAAGGAAAUGACCCAAAGAACUGUCUCAAUAUCAGUCUUGCAACACUUCCCAUUAAUUGGAUACUAUGCAAUGAUAAAGUAUUGUUGCGGCAGUACGAUAGCUUCAGUCUCAAGCAUUUCAAUCAUCUCUGAGUCUCAGACCCAAGACCCUAAGUUAAUUGAGAUACCAGCCUUUUGCAAGAAGGAGGUUUCAUUCCUGUCUAUUUCCAAGAAAAAAAAGAUGUCUGCCACUCUAGGACUUAUUUUUAUGUUUCGGUGCGUCAUGUUAUUUCCUACAUUGCAUGCUGUCUUUUUGGAUACAGAGUCGAAAUCAUCAUCUUCACCCAUUGCCAACUUGAUGCUGAAUCCCGGAAAACUAAAGCUGACCUGGGACAGCAAUGUCACUGUUACUGAAUACAUCUGUUCUAUGCAUGUAGGCCAGCGUAUCAUAAAGAAAACUGUGAACAAUAAAACCUGCACAUUUAACACAGACUAUGCUCUGCCUAUUCAUAAGGGGGCAUUAUUUCGAGUUCAAACAAAGUACAACCGCACUUCAUAUUCAGCAGAAGACAGAUUCAUUCCUCAAGGCAUGAAUGGAACAUCCGUUGAAAAUUUCUCUUGUGUGAUUUACAACAUUUCCUUCAUGAAUUGCACUUGGAAGGCCGGCAGGAAUGCUCCAGAAGAUACCAAAUAUUUUCUUUUCUUGAAAUACCCAAAGGAAGAAGAUGAACAAGAAUGUCCACAUUACAUAAGAGAUGCACUUGGAAGACAUAUUGCAUGCAGUUUUCAAGAUGUGAAAGACAUUAAAAAGAGAGUUUACUUCCUGGUGAAUGGGUCCAGCAAUGAAUCGGAGAUUCAGUUUUAUGAUGAGUACAUCGACUUAUAUAAAAUUGAAAAACUCACUCCUCCAUUAAAUAUCACUGUAAACUGUUCUGAAGACCGACUACAGUGUACAGUGCAAUGGAAACAGCCCCACCUAAGCCAUGUGGAAGGAAAUAAUGAUAAAUGCUUUGAAUAUCAAAUUGAAAUUCGAAAUAAGAAAACUAAUGCCAAUCCCGAGGAAAGCAGCAAUGAGUCUCAUACGGUAACAGGAAGACGCUUCAUAUUUCAGAAUUACAUUGGAGAAAAAAAAUACACCUUGCAAAUCAGAGCAAAAGGAGAUUCUUGUUUGAUAAGCGAGAAUUGGGGGGAAUGGAGUGAGCCCAUUGAGUUUGGUAACCCAGAUGAUACAGUUCUUAUGGCUACAAUUGUUUUACUCAUCAUAGCACUUGGAACAAUCCUAGUGGCAUUGGUCAUAUUUUUUCUCUGCAAAAGAUACUGCAGUUUGAAAAAAUUGUUUUCUCCAGUUCCACAACCAAAAAACAAAUUUGAUGAACUUUUCCAGCAAUCUGAUAAAAAUAUACAGAGGGAAUAUAUGGAUCUAACACCAACAAAAUCUGAAACUGAAGAAAUAACUUUUGUUGAAGAAAUUAAAUAACUUCUAAAAGCAAAACGAAGCACUUGGAUUCCCCAACUCAAACAACUACAAAUCCUCAUGGCAAUUUUGUAUGUUUUGCACACUCACUCCCUUUCUCUCCCCUACAAAUACUGUGACACUUAUAUUAAAGACCCUGUAUUCAGUUUCUUAUAACUUUGUCAAAUUUGAAUAAUUUGGACAGAAGUUUUUCCAUGCUGCAUGUCUAUUUGAGGGUGAAUAUUCUUGGAGUGUUUAAAAAAAACCCAUUUCAGUAAUUUGUUAAAACAAAUUUAGGGAAAAAAAAUAAAUUAUUUUGCCUAUAUUAAAAAACCUCUUACAACCUUUUCAUUGACAAUCUCUAGUGCUUCCCUGCUUUGAAACUGGUGGAAAUUCAGCAGGGGUGUUGCUGUGAUGACAGGAAUGUGCUUUAUUCAUCCUUAUGAAUAUCAGCCCAAAUUUGGCCAAGUUAUUAACCUUUG